Molecule: messenger RNA, 447 nt
Organism: Zea mays
Lineage: Eukaryota; Viridiplantae; Streptophyta; Magnoliopsida; Poales; Poaceae
Product: transcription elongation factor 1 homolog
Exons: 2
Coding region: 1-447 (148 amino acids)
Biological process (GO): transcription elongation by RNA polymerase II
Cellular component (GO): transcription elongation factor complex
Molecular function (GO): RNA polymerase II complex binding
Source: RefSeq, a predicted model, not a curated record
AUGCAACUCAUCGCACGCACCAUCUGCGCUGCGCUUCGCCCUCUCGAGUCCAUCGUCGUCGUCAUCACCAGCAGCAGCACCACCACCACCAGCACCAGCGAGUUAGCGAUGGGGAAGAGGAAGUCGAGGACCUCCAAGCUGACGGCGAAGCCCAAGAAGCAGCUGGAGACCGACUUCACCUGCCCCUUCUGCAGCCACCCGGGCAGCGUCCAGUGCAACAUCUUUCUCAAGGAACGCCGGCCGUUCGCCGUGGCGUCGUGCAACAUAUGCACGGAGUCCUACGCCACCAAGGCUCACGCGCUGACGGAGCCCAUCGAUGUCUACAGCGAGUGGAUCGACUCAUGCAGGGAAGCCAACAAGGGCGUCGUCGCCCCCCGGCCGGACCUCGACGGCGAAGCCAAGAGGAGGAAGACCCAAGACGGGCAGACCGAGCGUGUCUCCCUUUGA